This is a messenger RNA of Strongylus vulgaris, 339 nucleotides long. Lineage: Eukaryota; Metazoa; Nematoda; Chromadorea; Rhabditida; Strongylidae. The record is from the annotation of a GenBank genome assembly.
AUGCAGUCUGUUGCACAUUCUGAUACACUUGGUAUUGUUGCUGUUGGCCUUGAUUGUUGUUUGGUUGUGGCUGCUGGACAUUUGGUUGAACGUUUGGAUUCUGUUGUUGAUGUGCUUGAUUGUAGUAAAGCGAUGGCAAACUCUGCUGUCCCUGUUGCACGUUCUGUAGAGGUUGCUGAUUGGCAGGUGUUGGUGAGAGUGGGUUUGUUUGCAGGUUGUAGCCAGAAGGAGUCUGCGCUACUUGGUUCUUUCUCUACCUGUGCAUUAGUUACUCCGGCCAAAUUGAAAAUGCCAAGAGGAUCGAGGAGGGAUGAUUGUGCUCCACCUGCACCAGCCUAA